Trypanosoma theileri is the source of this 597-nucleotide messenger RNA. Its product is annotated as calpain-like cysteine peptidase. NCBI's taxonomy places the organism in Eukaryota, Euglenozoa, Kinetoplastea, Trypanosomatida, Trypanosomatidae. The record is from RefSeq and is a predicted model, not a curated record. The annotation marks the transcript as partial. The transcript has a single exon.
AAUAAUAAUAAUAAUAAUAAUAAUAAUAAUAAUAAUAAUAAUAACGCAGCCGCUGCGGAUGGGAGAACCCCGCAGACUUCCACAGCAGCCGUGCCGCCGGCCUCUGGCGGUGUGGGAGGCGCCGCCCCCGGCAAAGAUGAUGAUUUCAUAAACGGCAAACCCAGCGAUAUGUUUCCAUACGAUGAGAUCAAAAAGUGCACGGAGCGGGGGAAUGGUCUUCUCUUUCGACUCGUGAACUUUAGCACCAAACAAUGGGCCUUCUACAAUGACUCCAAGAUCUACGAAUUCCACAUUACGGUGGUCUUCUCCGAUCAGUGCAGUGUGGAUGCACUCGGCAACACCACGCUGGUGACGGAUCCACAGACCGGCCGCACCGUCGCGAAGGUGGUGGUCUAUCCAUGCACGACGGAGCCGUUUGUGCAGGGACACAUUGACGGCUUCGACGCGGAGUACCAGGCGGUGGGACUCACAGACGAGUAUAAGAAACAACGACAGAAGCAGAAGAAGGUGGAGAAGGAAAUGCGAAAACAGGAAAAGAGUGGCGGAGAACAGGUGGAGAAUGAUGAAUUGGAUGAACCAGUAGUACCACGUCAAUAA